This is a messenger RNA of Mytilus californianus (California mussel), 648 nucleotides long. RefSeq lists its product as uncharacterized. The record is from RefSeq and is a predicted model, not a curated record. The transcript has a single exon. Lineage: Eukaryota; Metazoa; Mollusca; Bivalvia; Mytilida; Mytilidae. The coding region runs from base 1 to 648 and encodes 215 amino acids.
AUGAGGAUACUUUCUACAGAAUCUCAAAUGAGAAAACUUUCUACAGAGUCUCAAAUGAGGAUACUUUCUACAGAGUCUCAAAUGAGGAUACUGUCUACAGUCUCAAAUGAGGAUACUUUCUACAGAGUCCCAAAUGAGGAUACUUUCUACAGAGUAUCAAAUGAGGAUACUUUCUACAGAAUCUCAAAUGAGGAUACUUUCUUCAGAGUCUCAAAUGAGGUUACUUUCUCCAGAGUCUCAAAUGAGGAUAAUUUCUACAGAGUCCCAAAUGAGGUUACUUUCUCCGGAGUCUCAAAUGAGGAUAAUUUUUACAGAUUCCCAAAUGAGGAUACUUUCCACAGAGUCUCAAAUGUGGAUACUUUCUACAGAGUCUCAAAUGAGGAUACUUUCUACAGAAUCUCAAAUGAGAAAACUUUCUACAGAGUCUCAAAUGAGAAAACUUUCUACAGAGUCUCAAAUGAGGAUACUCUCCACAGAGUCACAUAUGAGGAUACUUUCUACAGUGUCCCAAAUAAGGAUACUUUAUCCAGAGUCUCAAAUGAUGAUACUUUCUUCAGAGUCCCAAAUGAGGAUACUUUCUACAGAGUCUCAAAUGAGGAUACCUUUUAUAGAAUCUCAAAUGAGGAUACUUUCUACAGUCUCAAAUGA